Molecule: messenger RNA, 1995 nt
Organism: Elgaria multicarinata webbii
Lineage: Eukaryota; Metazoa; Chordata; Lepidosauria; Squamata; Anguidae
Gene: DPH1
Product: diphthamide biosynthesis 1
Exons: 12
Coding region: 10-1320 (436 amino acids)
Biological process (GO): protein histidyl modification to diphthamide
Molecular function (GO): 2-(3-amino-3-carboxypropyl)histidine synthase activity
Source: RefSeq, a predicted model, not a curated record
UUGGCGGCCAUGGCGGAUGCAGCAGCCGGAGAAGCGGACAAGGGCUGCGCUCCGGCGCCGGCGGCAGCCCGCCGACCACCCCGCCGAGUGGCUCACCAGAUCCCCCAAGAGAUCCUGUCAGACCUGGAGCUCCAGGCAGCUGUAGGAUCCCUCCCCAGCAACUAUAACUUUGAGGUCUACAAGACAGUGUGGCGGAUCCGGCAGGCUCAGGCGAAACGGGUGGCGCUGCAGAUGCCGGAAGGCCUCCUCAUGUUCGCUUGUGCCCUGGCAGACAUCAUUGAGAGGUUCACAGAUGCAGAAACCAUCGUGAUGGGCGACGUAACCUACGGGGCCUGCUGUGUGGAUGACUUCACCGCCCGAGCCCUUGGAGCCGACUUCCUGGUCCACUACGGCCACAGCUGCCUGAUCCCCCUCGACUCCACGCAGGGCCUGAAGAUGCUCUACGUCUUCGUGGACAUCAAGAUUGACACGGCCCAUUUCGUGGAGACGCUGCGCUUCAACUUCCGCCCAGGGGCCAAGCUGGCCCUGGUCAGCACCGUCCAGUUUGUCUCAGCACUGCAGGCCGCCAGCCAGGAACUUCAACCGUAUUACUCCGUCUGCACCCCGCAGUGCAAACCUCUCUCGCCCGGGGAGGUCCUGGGCUGUACAUCUCCCCGGUUGGCCCCGGACACUGACGCUGUCGUGUACCUCGGGGACGGGCGCUUCCACCUGGAGUCCAUCAUGAUCGCCAACCCAGGAAUUCCUGCCUACAGGUAUGACCCCUACAGCAAGGUCUUCUCACGAGAGCACUACGCCCACAAGCGCAUGCAGGCAGCGCGUAAGGCAGCCAUCCGCACAGCGUCUUGCGCCGGCAAGUGGGGGCUGAUCCUGGGCACCUUGGGGCGCCAGGGCUCACCGGCCAUCCUGCAGCACUUGGAGUCCUGCCUCCAGGCCUUGGGGCGCCCCUACAUCCGGCUUCUGCUUUCCGAGAUCUUCCCUGGCAAACUGCAGCUCUUCCCUGAAGUCGAGGCGUGGGUGCAGGUGGCCUGUCCCCGACUCUCCAUCGAUUGGGGGGAGGCCUUCAGCAAACCCCUGCUCACACCCUAUGAGGCCGCCGUGUCGCUGCAGCAGGUGGCCUGGCAGGAGACCUACCCCAUGGACUUCUACGCCAGCCAGUCGCUGGGGCCCUGGACCGUGAACCACAGCAGCCACCAGCCCCAGAAGGCCAGCAGGAUGCGAGAGGUGCAUCCAGCCAAGCCCAGCGCCCCAGCUGAGAAGAGCACCUGUGCGACCUGCAGCUGCCAGGAGAAGGAGCUGUCGCCACCAAGCCAGCAGUCUUGAAUGUUGGAGCAGGGCCGGGCGCGUUCGGGUAACGCCUGGGACUGAGACUUGCCAUUGGGCAUGGAGCCAGCUUGGUGGAGGAGAAGCGGGAUGUGAUCUUCAGGGCCACAAGCCCCCUGCCCAGACUCCCAACGCUUAAGUCAUUGGACUGGAAAGGAGGGCAGGGAAUCCCGUUUCUUGAACCCUCGCAGUGGCUCUUCCUUACGUUCAGAUGCACUGUGGGAGAAACCCCCUGGGCUGCAGGCGUUCGUGACCAUCACAAAUUAUGAGGCAUAAUUUACCUUGCACCCCCAAAGCCCUGUGGCUUCCCCGAGGCACGGGGAAGGAGGGCCUAUUUGCAUGGUAGCGGGAGAUGGCCCCAGGGUUGGCUAGUGUUUUUCCCCUUUCUGGGAAAGGUGACCCUAAAGAGAGUGGGUGGUCUCUAUGUUCUUGGUGGCCAAAAAGGAACUCGGACUGGUCCCUGUUGGAGCUGGGUUGUGGGCAGGAGGAGGGAGAAGGAGGCCUUAGUGUGCAAUCCUUUGCAUGUUCAGGCAGGUAAACAGCCUACAAUCCUAUGCAUGCACAGGCAGGUAAAAGGCCUACAAUACUGUGCAUAUUUCGACAGAAAAAGAAGUUAUACAACUCCCAGCAGGCCCCAGUAGGGCUUUUUUUUCUUGCAUAGGAUUUCGCCUUUAA